Messenger RNA from Lactuca virosa, 1611 nucleotides. The record is from the annotation of a GenBank genome assembly. NCBI's taxonomy places the organism in Eukaryota, Viridiplantae, Streptophyta, Magnoliopsida, Asterales, Asteraceae.
AUGGGAAGUACAUUUAAUCCACAAAUAUUGAUGGAGAAGCUGGCUAAGCUCAAUAGUUCACAGCAGAGCAUUGAGACUUUGUCAUAUUGGUGUAUAUUUCACAUGAACAAGGCAAAAGAAGUUGUUGAAACAUGGGCAAAACAAUUCCGAUGUUCCCCACGUGACCAACGCUUAGCUUUUCUUUAUCUCGCAAAUGAUAUACUGCAAAAUAGUAGGCGAAAGGGUUCCGAGUUUGUUGGGGAGUUCUGGAAAGUUCUUCCGGAUGCACUUCAUGAUGUCAUGGAUAACACCGAUGAUUCCGGAAAAAAUGCCGCUUUACGCCUGGUCAAAAUUUGGGAAGAAAGAAAAGUUUUUGGGUCGCAGGGGCAAAUUCUGAAAGAACUUGUUGGAAGACAUGUAGAAAGUAGUAACAGAAAUGAGAAGCACUCGGGGUUAAAAUUGCAACAGUCAGCUGGAAAUGCAUUGGAUAAGAUAGUGUCAGGGUAUCAAAUUAUUUAUGGUGGUCAACUUGAUGAAGAUGCUAUGAUUAGCAAAUGCAAAAAUACCAUUACCUGCAUUGAAAAAGUGGAGCAAGAAAUCCGUGGUGAUGUUAGAUCUGCACAAGUUAAUGGGUUGGGUGUUGUGGAAGAGCUCAAGGGGCAUCAUGCUACAUUGAGAGAUUGUAUUGAGCAUCUUUUAUCAGUAGAAUCAUCUAGAAUUAAUCUUGUUUCUUAUCUGCGGGAGGCUCUUCAGGAGCAGGAAAUGAAGCUGGAUCAAAUCCGAAAUGAACUCAAGGCUGCACAUACACAAUCAGAAAAAACCGAUAAUUUCUGCCGCCAGUUAAUGAAUCCCGGUGCCACCAAAUUACUCCCGGAGCAGACCACAACCACCACCACCACCACCACUAAACCCCACAAUUACAUUCCCGGAACCGGAGAACAGUCUGCAGCGGUAAUCUACACACGCCAAACUCCGAUCACCGAGGAGGAAGCCACCAAAUCUGCCGCCGCCGAAGUGGCGGCAAAGCUCACCGCCUCCACAUCAUCCGCCGAGAUGCUCUCUUACGUCCUCUCUUCCUUAGCAUCCGAGGGCGUUAGCGUAAAUUCCGCUACAGAAUCCUCCUCAAACAACCACCCUCCCGAAAAACGAGCCAAGAUCGAGACAACCGACCACCACCACCAACCACCGCCACCAUCAUCUCUGCCACCUCCGCUACCUAUGCCGCCAAUGCAAGCUUACCCGCUGCCGCCGUUCAUGGUGGCGGUACCGUAUAGCUAUAACCAGCAAGCACCACCGCCUUUGCCGGGGUAUCCCACCGUUGGGCCGCUAAUCAACAGUGGUUCUUCAUACACACCGGCGGUGGUGCCGCCGCCACCUGGCGGUUACCAUAAUUAUCAAAUGGAAGGUGGGUACACUAGCCAACCGAUGGCACCUAUGUCUAGACAGUAGAAUUGACUUCGCGUAUGUAAUUGUAGUGUAAACGUGUUGGAUAGUGGUUGGAGAAUUUGUUACAUUAGAAGGUUGAUUUUCGCACAUUGUUUGUGUACAAAUGUUAUAUACUUGUAACUUGUAAGGAUAGUUUUUGCUACUAGAUUUUGAAGAAAAUACCCAACUUAUUAAUUUAUAUUUACU